Rhizopus microsporus ATCC 52813 is the source of this 417-nucleotide messenger RNA. RefSeq lists its product as uncharacterized. The record is from RefSeq and is a predicted model, not a curated record. The transcript has 5 exons. NCBI's taxonomy places the organism in Eukaryota, Fungi, Mucoromycota, Mucoromycetes, Mucorales, Rhizopodaceae. Bases 1 to 417 code for a protein of 138 amino acids.
AUGUCAGUCAAGGACGAACAAGUGCAACAAGAUUCUUAUAAAGCAUUUGAAAAUUAUGAUUUUGACAAUGACGAACAGUUUCAACUGGGCAUUGCGUCACUUUUAGCCAGUAACCAAGACAACAAAGAUCAGUUAAUAUUAAAAGCCAAACUAUUCUAUUAUUCAAAGUUCUUUACUCCUAUUCAAUAUGAUGAAUACAUAAAAUGGAAAGAUGAGAAUAAGAAGGGAUUAAACCUUAAUACUGAAAACACGGAUAAACCAAUUCGAUUUACGUUUCAAGAAAUAGUGGAUAUGAUUGAAAAGGGAAUUGAAAUACCAGGCAUCAAACAAAUACCAAACACGUUAAAUGACGGUACACCAAGUCAAUCACAAAUGAAAGCGAGACCAAAGCCAUGGGAAAUAAAUAAGGAGAAAUAG